AUGAUGGCGGCCUCUGUUUCCGCCUCCACCUCCAUUUCCAACCCCCUUGACGUUUCAUCUGACCACCGUUCGGGUCCCUUCCGGCGACUGAGCCAACUGCGUGCCUAUACCCAAACUCAUUUUUCUACUCACCACAACUCCUCGACUUCAUCCACUUCUCCCCCCUCUUCGACGCCCAGCGCCCAACCACGCCCUGCCCGUCGUCAUAGCAUUAGCGGUCGCCGGCUGUCUUGGUUUUCCCCUCACACUACGACGCGCACCGACUCCGCUCAACCGACAGCCACGGACUCAAAUCCAGGCCCCGAGCCGCGUGCUGAGAGCUCCACCCCAAAUCGAUACAGUGCAAUUUUGUUUCCGAGUUCUCGUGGUUACGAAAUCGACGUGCGACCGCAUACUCAACAACCUAUCGAGUCCUCGGAGUCGCCGUCCUCGUCAGAAUCUUUAUCGCGACCGACACUUGAGACUAUGGCUAGGUUAAGAUCCUCCUCAUCCAGAAACGAUCACGAAUCCCGAGGCGAACAAGCCUCAAGCGCCCCUGCGCCGGCCUCACUCCUUUCCACGAUUCAAACCGCAACCCUCGACUCUCCCGAUCCAGUCACCAACGAUGGUUCUUCCGCCAGUUCUUCAAACUCGAAACAAGGAGCAACAAUACGCUUCUUCCCGCACCAAGACUUGAGCCAAAGUUCACGGCCGUCGUUACCUUUUAUUCCUAUAUCGCGAACCCUCCCCUCAGACACCAGCAGCAUCCGUGUUGGUCGGUAUUCUGAGCGAGACGGCCUGCCCACUCCGAACCCAAGCGAACCGUCGGACGCCCCGGUGGGAUUCAAGUCGAAGGUUGUGAGUCGGAAACACUGCGAAUUUAUCUACUCAAAUGGCAAGUGGCACAUCAAGGAUGUUGGGAGCUCGUCAGGAACGUUCCUCAACCACAUGAGGUUGAGCCAGCCAAACAUGCCUUCUCGGCUAUAUUCAAUCAAGGAUGGAGAUAUUGUUCAACUCGGUAUCGACUUUCGCGGUGGAGAAGAAAUGAUUUUUCGUUGCGUUCGCCUCAGGAUCGAGUGCAACAGAGGCUGGCAGCAAAAGCCCAACGAGUUCAAUAAAAACACUGAAAGCCUCAUCAAGAACUUGGGAAAGGGCGAAACCGCCAAUUAUAAUGGCUGCCGGGAAUGCUCUAUUUGCCUAGGAUCGGUCUUGAGACCCUACCAAUGCCUAUUCAUGGCAGCCUGUGCCCAUGUAUGGCACUAUAAAUGCGUCAGCCGCCUGAUUCAUACGCCAGAUUAUCCCAUGUUCCAAUGCCCCAAUUGUCGUGCAUACACAGACUUGAGUGCGGAAGUCGAUGACUCGAACGAUUAUGAUGCCGAAAGUUCGAGCAAGCAGGCUGCGGACGACAAGCAGGAACCUGCGGACGAGAUACGAUCUACAACAUGCUCCCCACAGCCAGCUCCGAGUUGUGCUUCGAGUAGUCUACCCCCCAGCGAAGAUCGCCAGACCCCUGAAUUGCCCACCGAGAGCAGCCUUGUCGCGAACGUUGAAAAUAUGCGCCUGUCUGACAUUACUCCGUCAGGUCAUGACUCCGAGUCCUCCAUAACAUCUGCUCCUAUCUACAGUAUCGGACUCCCCGGCUGGCAGUCCGUGACCCAGUCGCCCGUCCCACUUCCUCCUCACCAGGCGAUAAUACGGGUAGACACCCCUAUGCGCUCUGAAUCAUCCGACGAGAAUCCUCUCACUCCUCGAAAUGAUUCCGGUCCUUUGGCCUUUGACGGUCGGGCUGGAAUGUCAUAG
This is a messenger RNA of Aspergillus calidoustus, 1779 nucleotides long. NCBI's taxonomy places the organism in Eukaryota, Fungi, Ascomycota, Eurotiomycetes, Eurotiales, Aspergillaceae. The record is from the annotation of a GenBank genome assembly.